Molecule: messenger RNA, 7646 nt
Organism: Esox lucius (northern pike)
Lineage: Eukaryota; Metazoa; Chordata; Actinopteri; Esociformes; Esocidae
Gene: ssh1b
Product: slingshot protein phosphatase 1b
Exons: 14
Coding region: 1306-4302 (998 amino acids)
Biological process (GO): negative regulation of actin filament polymerization; protein dephosphorylation; actin cytoskeleton organization
Cellular component (GO): cytoplasm
Molecular function (GO): protein tyrosine/serine/threonine phosphatase activity; actin binding
Source: RefSeq, a predicted model, not a curated record
AGCAUAUGGAAAAACCACACUUUACCAUACAUUUUAGCAAGGAAUUUCUAAAAUGUAUUAAAAAGUUUGAUUCAACAGCAUCAAACAAUGUGAAAAGAGUCAGCGCUAUUACAAUCACAGACUCUUGGUCGCCAACCUAGGUAUAUUCACAGCUAAACAUGCAUUUGAAACUGUCAGAAAACAGAAAGAUUAUGGUCGUUUGACCAGUAUUAUGUCAUGCUAUCUUAGCCUGAUAACAGCCCUAAUGUGAACAUGGCAAAAUAUCAAGAAUUGUGGGAGAUUAGAUAUAUACUGUAAAAUGUUAUUAUCCAUCAUGACAAAAUGUGCAAGACAUUGUCUCUGCGACCAAGAGGAGAGCCUCAAUUGUUUGGUCAAUGACACCACAAUUGGCCAUGUCCACGAACAGUUUCCAACUAACUUUGUCACCACUGCUGAAAAACAUCCUUGGGGAACCACUGAUGUUGCUUGAGGUUCAUACAAAGUUGAAUAUGCCAGUGAAUAAUUUUGUGUUUCCUUUGGCUCGGUAACUAAUCAGUCUUUUUUUUCUGGGGUCCUUCAUGUCAAACCGCCUCCACUCUAAAGACAUGUGCUUUGUAGACUGAAGCUUUGCAGAGCUAGAUUCCAAGCCACCCAACCCACCCAGCCCAGCCAACACAAAAUAUUAUUGAAUGGUGCUUUUGUGACGGAGUGUUGCAGAGGGAGUGCUGAUUGCUCAAGCGCGUGCUGUGAGGAGAAGAUAAGCUGCUGCUACUAAUGGUUGUUGGUAGACAGAGCAGACGGAAGGCAAGCGGAGCUGAUGAGGCGAAGUUUGAAGCCUGAUCCUCGCAACCCAGACGGACAGGAGGGAGGGACGGACUCACCAGACCAAGACAGGAUACAUGAUCAGACUAGUUGAACACGAUUAUUCUCCUUUUUUGAUGGGGGGGUAAAAAAAAGAAACCCAGGGCAGUUCUUGGAAUUGUGCUUUGGACACCAAAAUAGUUUUUGAGGAACAAAAUGCUUGUGAAAUUUGUUUGUACUGACGAAUGUGAUAUAAAGCUACAAGGGUGGAGGAGAUCUUGCGAGGAAGCUGGUGAACACCAGAGAGCUGAGGGGGCACUGAGGGGAAGACCCAGUCACAAGCGUCAGGAUGCAUCUUGCGGUGGAGCCCUCGCAGGAAGCCAUGCUUACCAUGCUGCCACACUUUGUGGAGAACGCAGUGCUCACCCAGAGAGAAAUCUGCCGAAUGUAAGUCCGUCGCACACGAUCCUGCCGGAACAACUUGUACAGAAAAAAGUGAAGUGAAGCCUCAGCGAGAGCUUUUUCAUGGUGAAAGGAGCUGCGCUCUUCCUACAGCAGGGUACCAACACACAGGGCCCUAAAACCCCGACACACCACAAACACGCAGGGGACUUACCUCAACACCUGCAGGUCAUGAUAAACACCCUGCGCUCUGAGGACCGCAUUAAGCUGGCUGUACGGUUAGAGAGCGGCUGGUCAGACCGGGUGCGGUACAUGGUUGUGGUCUACACCAGUGGGCGCCAGGACACCGAGGAGAAUAUCCUGCUAGGGAUGGACUUCACGGAUAAGGACAGUAAAAGCUGCUCUAUCGGGAUGGUGCUACCUCUCUGGAGCGACACCAAGAUCCAUUUAGAUGGAGAUGGAGGAUUUAGUGUAACCACUGGAGGACGGUCGCAUGUCUUCAAGCCAGUCUCUGUGCAGGCCAUGUGGUCUGCCCUGCAGAUCCUCCACAAGGCCUGUGAGGUUUCUCGCAGAUACAACUACUUCCCUGGGGGCAUGGCGCUCACCUGGAUGGGCUUCUACGAGAGCUGCAUCACCUCAGAGCAGAGCUGCAUCAACGAGUGGAACGCCAUGACCGAUCUGGAGACCAUGAGGCCUGACUCACCGGCCAUGUUCGUCGACCGGCCGACAGAGAGGGAGAGAACGGAGUGUGCGAUCAAAGCCAAACUGCGCAGCAUCAUGAUGUUCCGGGACCUGGAGAAUGUUACUUCCAAGGAGAUCAGAGUGGAGCUGGAGCAACACAUGAGCUGUAACCUGAAGGAGUACAAGGAGUUCAUCGACAACGAGAUGCUACUGAUCCUGGGUCAGAUGGACAAGGCCACGCUCAUCUUUGACCACCUCUACCUGGGCUCGGAGUGGAAUGCCUCUAAUCUAGAGGAAUUGCGGGACUGUGGUGUGAGCUACAUCCUCAACGUGACCAGGGAGAUAGACAACUUUUUUCCAGGCACGUUCUCCUAUCACAACAUCCGGGUUUAUGACGAGGAGACCACAGACCUUCUGUCGCACUGGAACGAGACAUACAACUUCAUCGUCAGAGCCAAGAAGAACCAGUCUAAAUGUCUGGUUCACUGUAAGAUGGGUGUCAGCCGCUCCGCCUCCACCGUCAUAGCGUACGCAAUGAAAGAGUACGGCUGGAGUCUGGAGAAGGCUUACAACUUUGUGAAGCAGAAGAGGAGCAUCGCUCGGCCCAAUGACGGUUUCAUGAGGCAGCUGGCAGAGUACGAGGGCAUCCUGGAUGCUAGUAAGCAACGCCACAACAAACUGUGGAGGCCCGAGGGUGGGGAGGACAACCCAGACGAGGCGUCUGGCCAGUGUUGUGGCGGCGAGGAGACCCCGGUGGAGGACGAGGCCUGGGGCGGUGAAGGGUGCGGGGCCUCGCCCUGCCGAGUCAUGGGCCUGGACGCGGAGCCGCUGGACCCACUCAACUACAACUACUACUUCAGACGGCUGUCGGACACGGCUCUGGACAGUGAACCGUCCACCCCGGUCCGCGGGCCUCCCCUGCUGGGCAUGGAGAGUGUGUUCAUCGAGAUCGAGGACGUGGAGCGGGAUGCCCUGCUGGAGGACGAGGGCUUCCCCAUGGCCCAGCUGGCUCUGCCCGGGGAGGGCACCGCCGCCCAGACCUGCGGGGGCCGCCUGGAGCCCCUGGAAGACAUGAGGCUACGGCUGGAGUUCAGCACGGUGGAGGAGGAAGAUGAGGAGGAGGCGCAGAAGGAGGAGGCAGAGAUGGCCGCCCUGGCCCGGACUCCCGCAGGCGGAGAGGCAGGGGCGGAGGAUGACGAUAGGAAGGAGCAAGUCAACGUGAACCGUUUCAACAAUGAGAACGCCAACAACAGCAACCGCCUGGCUGCCAAGCGCAGCUGCCCCGCUGCCUUCGACGACAGUGCUAGCACAGGAAACCCUUACAAAGUGAAGCCUUCCUACCAGUCAUGUAAAGACUGCCAGCGUCUGCCACCAGGGCGGCGCUGUGAGCGCCCCGCCGGAGGCCGCGCCCACCGCCUUAACCCUGCACGCCACUGCGGGGUGGUCCCUACCAUCUCCAUAGACCCCCCUGGCACCCAUUUUGCUAACAACCCGGCCCCCCUGUCCCCCUCCCUUCCAGCCACCAUUGCACGCCUUGAGGCCUACCGGCAACGCCUGGUGUCACCCAUGAGCUGUGAGGAGCUGCCCCGGGACAGACACUGUUCCCUGGAGACAGAGGACAUGGACGAGCUGCAGGAGGACGAGGAGGACGAUGAGGAGCAGGAGCCGAAGCCCGGCAGGGAGGCUGGGAGUGGAGCCAUCACCGAGCUCACCUUCAUGAAGCUCAGCCUGGAGGGGGAGAGGCCAGUGGGACAGCCUCCUGCUGAGGGGGUGGAGUUGCAGCUCACCGGCGUGGAGAUGGAGCCUCCUGGUGGUGAAGUGGAGGUUCAGCAGGAGGUCCUGGCCCAGCUCCAGCGUACAGGGAUGGGGCUGGUGAGGCAGAGAGCAGAGCAGCUGGAAAGGCUUUCAGUUCUAGCUGUUGAGGGGCCCCUCUCCAGGGCUGGGCUGGCUGAGCAGAUGGACCUGAGCUUGGCAGUGGAGGAGAUGGAGAUGGAGGUGGAAGGGGAAAUAGGGUUGCAUUCUGACACCCCCUUCCACGGUGCGGUCACAGCCCAGGACCCCCAGAUGAACCCUCCCCUGGUGCCUUACCCCGAGGGCUCUUCCCAGACCUGGACCCCUGUUUCCUCCCCUCACGGCUCAACCCUCACUCGUAGCUCCAGCAGCGACAGUAUCCACAGCAACCGCGGUGAACGUCCAGGCCUGGUCCAGCAGCGCACCCAGGAGAUCGAGACCCGCAUGAGGCUGGCCGGCCUGACCGUCCCCUCCCCACUCAAACGCUCCAACUCCCUGGCCAAACUGGGAGGCCUCACGUUCUCCACCGAGGACCUCUCGGACCUAGCCGUAGACCAGGCCGGGCUGCUGUCCGCUGACCCCCCAGCCUGCCUCUCCACACCAGGGAGAGGAGAGCCGUCCGAGCCCCCGUCCACCCCCUGGAGCUGACUGAGUGUUUCCAGUGUCUGCCACCGAGGCAGGUUCCAUGUGUCUAAACACACAGCGUGUGGGAGCACAGCUGACCGCAUCCCGGAGACACGCCCGGAGAUUCCUGUCUGUCUCCUCGGACAUAUUAUCAACACAUUGGCUGGAAGAAAGAAAAAGUACAAGAUAAUUAUUAUUCCUGUUAUGUAUGUACUGUUUAUCAAUCCAAAUAAGAGCGGUGAACUACUGGAGAACUGUUGAAGACACUCCGAAGGAGCUCAAUGAAUGUUUGCAACUGAGCCUGUGUUUUGAUUCAUUUGUCAUCUCCUGAUGUGCUCCUGAGCAGACUGACUGUUACAAGCUUGUUUUUGGGUUUUUUGGCGCCACCAAACAAUAACUUAAUUAUGUGACUGUGUUCAUGCCUCUUCAAGCAAAGCGGUGUUCUUCGGCCGGAAACACAAGCAUCUUCAACACUGUUUUGGUCAGAGACUCGUUGACUUGCCUCUCGGCUCUUCCAGACCUCCUUCGUUGAUGUUCUUAAUGUAAUAAUGUCUUGAACCGUGGUCAGUAGUCUGUUCAUGGCAGUGUAGUGUUACACAGCACAUCCUUGUCGUCACAGCUAGAGCUUCCACUUCAGCAGAUUGACAGGGCUCAGAUACUUGCUAAGGAUGAUGGGAAGGAACACGGUGACAGAAAAAUACUGAAGAAAUAUUUUUUGGGGCAUUCCCCUGGUAUCAUUUUAUAUUCCUUUGCUAGAUUAUUAGGAGCAGGUUUCAUUUUGCGACAGUUUCACCGCUGGUGGGAAAUGGCAAUUGGUAAAGGUUCCGUAAACUGAUUGAGAAACUGUCAUCAUUCUUGCAGGGUUUGAUAGGAUGUGUGGGCAACUAAAAGUGUUUUGAGACUGGAUUUCACAAAUCUCCCAUUCUCACAGAUGGCCGUCCUCCUCUUCAGACCAGCUGUAGUCAAAGCCAUACCAUGUAUUUGACGCCAUGCCUUUCCUCCGUCAUCUCUUUAGCACUCUCAAAAGGCAAUCAAAUACAGUAAGUCACGAUGACUAGCCCCUUUUAGCAUUUGAGUCGACCUCUGUCUUCUACAUGCUAGUACGUCCUCUCCUCCUAUUCCCUAUUUUUACAAUUGCGGUACUGUACUGUAGAUUGGGCGCUUUGUGAACCCUGUCAUGCCACAACAACACUACCUUCAUUUGUACUGUUAAAAAAACCUGAAUCGUUGCCAUACAUUGAACAGCUUGUUUUUCCUCCCCCAGAGCUGUGGGCUCCAAAUGUGGCCCGACAGUGUCUGAUUUGAGCAGCACAGCCUCUGAGUUAGCCUCUGAUUCAACUGGAUCUGGUAGUGGCUGAAGAAAGAACUGGCUUUCCUGAGCAUCAUGCAUUAGCACGGCAACGCUAGCAGCAGAACAACUACCAACAACUACAGGUUGAGGAAUUGGAACAGACCGUGAGUGGUCACUUCCAGUUUCUGUGGGAGAAAAGAUCACUGUAGUUAGUAGGAAUGUUCCUUACAGCAGACAUGAAGAAACAUUCAACACAGUUUGUAGAGCAGCAUCACAGUAUUACAGCCCAAAUCUGACUGCUGUUCUAACAAGGUUUCCUUAUCGUAUCCUUUUUAUCACUUAGAGUAUUUAUUUUGUACUUGUAUUUAUAAACUGGCACAUAUUAUGCAGGGUUCUUUGCGGCCAGCCUAAACUUACUUUGCCAAAAGGUUGUAGUUAUGCUUUGAAAGUUGUUUGUGUGUGUGUGUGUGUGUGUGUGUGUGUGUGUGUGUUUGUGUGUGUGCAGGCGCAUACAAGUUUCUAGAGGUUCUAAUCAUGGUUGUGAUGUGUGUGCUGUGGGAAGAUCUGAAACCUGUCGGUCAGUCUGAGCGCUAAGGAACUGUUUCUCCUUUAAAAGAGGGUGUCAAUCAAUGUUUCACUGGACCUGUACAUACACUAAGUGGUGGCCAUUGAUACGGUAAGCGUCACGCAGCCGGGACUGCGCUUGAUAAUAACCGAACAAAGGACAUGGAAAUGACUCUUAAUCAGCCGAGUGUCUCCGCUUGGGUUACCCUGGUGAAUGUGGUCAGGAUUAGGUUCGCAGAAGUGCAGGUGAAAGCAUAUUGUGUUUUGGUGUUUGGCCACAUAAUUAUGGACUGGGUUCUGUGAUCAGUCAACACUAUGUGGCUCAUGACAUACGGCACUGGAAUCAUUUGCCUGAGAUGACUGGUAGUCAGUGAUCCAGCAGGCUUCAUUCACAGGUAAUGCAGUUAUUAGUUAGUAGGGUUGACACUGGGAUUGACCUGAACCCCCCCCCCCCCACACACACACACACACACACACACACACACACACCCUGCCAUGUAGAUCAUUUGGGUUUGUGCUUGAUUCCAACCAACUGUUAUAAUGCAUUCAUGUGUUUGUUAUAAUCGUGACGUAUCUUCUGACACCAACUGGUUCUGAAGGUUUACAGACUAUCCUGUAUACCGUAUAUAGAGUGGAGGGAUAUGGAACAUUUCCUGAUAUUGUGAUACGGUUCUGAUGACGUUAUUAAAGACGAUAUUUAGGUUUGGGCUCAGUGGAACGUCUCGCUCAUAGCAGUGACCCAGUCGGCUACGUGUUGGAGGACCGAAGUCAGCCAACAUCUCAGUCACCGCUGAAGCUAUGCUUAAAGCUGCUGCGCUAUGUUCAAUUCGCGUCCUUGUUUUUAUUUUGUGUUUCUUUUACGUUUUCUACAUAAGUGCCUUAUCUCUGGCCUUGGCCACGUCUGUCCUGGCUGUCUAUGAAAAGGACACUUGACCUCUGCCUCCAAAAUAAAUAUCAUGAAGCCCCUUGUCGGGUACAUAUUGACAGGCACAGUUCACGUGUUCAGACGCUUGCACUCGCACACAGGCAUUUGCUAGAAAUGCUCAUCAAUUGCUAAUGCUUUUUUUCUUUUAUUGAGACCAAAGUCUGGGGGUUUAUUUAAACAAGUGGGCAAAAAACUAAAAGAUCUACAUUCCCGGGGACGGGUUCAACCGCCUUUAAAGACAAUCCUUAAACUGGUCAAUGCUUUGAGAGCGUGAGAGAGAAAGCUAGGUAUAGAAAACAGAGAUGUAGGAAGAGGGGGAAUGUAACAUAAUACAUGUUGUCUUAUUUCCCCGAGGUUCAUUCCUUAUCAUAAACAAACAUUGCAGAUGUUUUAUUUCAGAAGAGGCAUUUAGUGAGUGAGAAACCUCUAAAACAUAAUCAUGUUGAGGGUGAGUUUUGUUACAUUGAUUGUUUUUGUUAAUAUAAUUAUUUUAUUUUUUAAGCUGUUAUUGUGUAAUGCACUGUUUUUGUUAAAAGGAUGUCCAGUCAAUGUGUAUCAUGGGAAUAAACCAUUUCCUCUGCAUAUCCA